UUAUUUUCCCGUCUAGUGGGAAAGAUAUCCACUUCAAACUUUAUCUCGCCACAACCCCAGUCUACUCACAUGGGCAGUGAGCACGUACUUGUAGCACUCAAACCCUCCUCCUCUUCUCGGUGUCUGUUCUUUGAUCCCAUUUCACAUCACAAUCCACGAAGCUUCACUAGAUCUUUACCAGGUGGUAUAUCUAUAGAACUUAUUAAUUAUUAAAAUAGAUCCUGGAAGAUCUAUAUCAAUUAACAACAUACAAGAACGACAUAUCUUGCAGCACGAUCAUUGAGCAAUUGAGCAUUCGCACACAGUCGGUUGUAAGACUGACUUACCUACGGAAAAAAAGCAAAUCCUCCAUCACUUAAUUCAAUUCAACCUUGCGACACUCGCUUUCAAUCCUUUGAAACUUCAACUCAACCCCUCGAACAGAUAAUUACUAUCUGACCUGUUUAAUCACCGAUCGAAGCAGAAUCUUCUGACCUAUUUUCAAAAAUAAUCUACCCUCGCCAGGUCUUCUCCCUUUAUUGCCAAUUCGCUCCUGCUUCCACAAACUCGAAUUAGUAUAUUAAUCAACCACCUUCAUGCCCUUGUAAUGCGAUCGACACAAUGGCAAUGCUAGCUUCAAAGAAUCCUUUUCCCGCAUCGCUGGGCCCAUCCUCAUCUUCUUUCUCUUCCAAUUCACAAUCAGCCACUACACAAUCAAGUAGAAGAGCGCCAGCCAUGUUGGCCACAAACCAGACAUUCGCGAGCCCUACAGAAUCCGAGUUUUCGGAUAUAGACAGUCCAGAGUCUGCAAAGAGGUGGGAUGAGCAUCAAGUUUGCGAUUGGCUAAGGAGCAUCAACUGCGGCGAUUAUGUGAAAUUAUUCAAGAAGAACAAUAUAAAUGGCGAGAACCUCCUGGAGAUGGAUAAAGCAGUGCUUCAAGAAAUGGGCAUUGAAAAGAUAGGAGAUCGCGUUCGUCUAUUCUUGGGCAUCAAGAAGCUCAGGACGAAGGCCUAUGCCAACCAGAAGAAGAGAAAUAGGGUAAGUGUUCUUUAAGUGCUCAUUACAGUGGAUUGAUUUUGACGAUUUCAAUCACAGGAUUCUUUCGCGACACUGGAUACUUUUGCGCACACCCCGUCUUCUUCUGGCUCGCCACGCCCUACAAAUUCUGGAAGCCGAAAUAUGUCUACAUCUACGGGCAAGAGAUUCUCGAGACAGUUCGAUUCCUUUAAUACCGCUACAGCGAUUCCCGAGAAUGUCAGUAAACCAGCUUCGCGGCCUGUCUCACCAUUGACAAAUUCAGAGGUUCGACCUCUACGACAACAGAGAUAUGGUAUCAUGAGCCCAGCAGAACAAAUGAAGCGGGAACAAAAUCAAGGGUACUUUAAUGGUCCUAAUAUUAGUAUACCAGGAAGUGCUGCGACUAUUUCUGGAAGGCGGCCUACCACCCCGUCUGAUCCUACACAGCCACAGAUAUCUCGGCUAGCUGGUGGUCAUACUCGAGCCAACCCAAGCAUCGAUGGCUCGCUCAUGGCUUCAUUGCCCACAAACCAGGAUGUCAUCAGGGUCAUAUCUUCUAAGGGUGUCACAAAGGUGGUCAAAGUUGCCGAAUGUAGCUCCUGCGACGAGGUGAUGCGAUUGACUUUGAGGAAAUUUGGUUACCGCGAGGACCAUGAUCGGAACUAUUGUUUCUGGGUCCUUGCUGGUGUCGAUCCAGAUCCCAGUCAAUGCCGUCGAUUGCCAGAGGCUGAACUCUGGCGCAUCAUCAAAGAUCAAAAGAGAGCUGAAAGGAAUCGACUUAUCUUGCGAAAGAUACAUGCAGGUGAACCAGGCGAUGAUGAGCUACAGCGAGCUGCCAGCAUCGCAUUGGAGGAAGCUACGACAACUCAUAAUCGUGCUAUCGAAACGUCUGAUAACAAGCGUAGUCAACUCAAAGUUCAGAAAAUGCUCGGAGAGACCUGGAAUGACAACCUUCAACAUCCAUUGUCACCCGCUUCGUUUCAAUCAGCUGGAUCUAACCUGUCCAUCACUGAGAGAGAACGCAAUGUGUAUAAUGCGGCGAAGGAUCUUGAGAGACCAUUACCAGCCGAUUCCCGAGAGAGUUCAAGGCAUAAAAUAGGCAAGAAAGGUGGUCUGCGUCACUUCUUUGGACAGAGACCUCCAAGUGAAUUGAUCACAUCGGAUUUGACGACAUACUUUCCCGAUCAUCCUCGUGAAGAGAUCGAUCGCACUGCGAGACUUUCACUGCGGAGAUCUACUCGUCUAAGUAAGGUCAAUAGCCGUUUGAGUGUUGCCAGUAACCUGAGCUUUGCUUCGAGCGUAGCUGAUGCUCCACCAAUGCCCACCAUCGCCGACACUUGGCUUAUGGGUAAUAGCCAAUUAGCAAAAAUCCGGCCUUUGGACCUUUCAAGAGCAACUAGUAGUCGAUUUAGAGACUCGGUGGCUUCUUCAUUACUCGACAUUGUCCAAGAAGAAUCCCCAACCGAGCCGAAUCGCAAAUCUUAUGUCUCUUUUGCGACUGAUAGCGGAUCUGAUACUACUAAUGUUAACGUAACUACUGAUGAUGGAGGUAGCGUUAGAGAUAGCUACUUCGAGGAUGGUAGCACAGAAGCUGGGGAUUCUUUGAAAGAAAUCACCCAAAAGCUGAACAAUGACGGAGAGGAAUUGGACGAAGAGUUGGAAAGUUUCCUACAGGGGGACUCUUGGGACGACAGCAAAUGGAUGAAGGGUGCACUUAUUGGACAAGGUUCCUUUGGUAGUGUUUUCUUGGCUUUGCAUGCUGUCACGGGUGAACUACUUGCGGUCAAGCAAGUCGAGACACCUUCGCCUAGUACGGACAGUAAAAACGAUGCUCGCAAGAAGAGUAUGAUCGACGCUUUGAAACGUGAGAUUAGUUUCCUUCGUGAUCUUCAGCAUCCCAACAUUGUCCAAUAUCUCGGAGCAAGCUCAUCCGACAAUCACCUCAACAUUUUCCUCGAAUACGUGCCUGGUGGUUCCGUCCAAACUAUGCUUAACUCUUAUGGAGCAUUAGGAGAGCCUCUAAUUCGAAGUUUUGUGCGACAAAUUGUUACUGGCUUGGCUUAUCUCCAUGGCAAAGAUAUAAUUCACAGAGAUAUCAAAGGUGCAAAUAUCCUUGUUGACAACAAAGGUGGAAUUAAAAUCUCUGAUUUUGGAAUCUCGAAGAAAAUUGAAGCCUCGAAUCUUCUCAAUGGACCUGGAAAUAAUAAAAACCGACCUUCACUUCAAGGAUCCGUAUUCUGGAUGGCGCCUGAGGUCGUCAAACAAACUGCCUACACACGCAAAGCAGAUAUUUGGUCACUCGGUUGCCUUGUUAUUGAAAUGAUGACUGGUACCCACCCGUUCCCUGAUUGCUCUCAACUACAAGCCAUUUUCAAAAUUGGUGGUGCAAGAAUUAGUCCUACCGUACCAGAUGAAGCAAGCUCUGAUGCGAAGAUCUUCUUGGCAUCAACUUUUGAGGUCGAACAUACUAAACGACCGAGUGCUGACGAGUUGUUACUGAGCCCAUUUUUGAACCCAAUCACUUGACUGGGUUAUUGGCAGUUUCCUUGCUUCUCUUGCGGCACCUGUAUUAAACUAGUACAUGCUUCAAACGCAUUGCAAGCGCUGGACAUUGCAUCGCCUUGGAGUUUUUCCUUUCAGCAUAUUCAUUUUCUUGUACACAUUUUUUUCCUUUUCUUUUUUUUUUUGAUGUCGUAACGAAAUACGAUACCCAAAGCUUCCUAUGGAUUUAGGCAUAAUAAGGGUACUUAACAUAGAUGCAUGGAUGACAGAAGGGGUGGAUUGUGGUAUCACUGAUUGGUCUCUUUUCUUUGGGGCAAGUAGUUACAUUUUUGAGAAUGGAAGAUGAAGGCGAACGUUAUAAAACCAUGUAUCGAAGGGGAAUGGAAGAAUCGGGAAUAUGAAAAGUGCGGAAAUCAAAGUGUACAAAUAUAAGG
Molecule: messenger RNA, 3932 nt
Organism: Sclerotinia trifoliorum
Lineage: Eukaryota; Fungi; Ascomycota; Leotiomycetes; Helotiales; Sclerotiniaceae
Source: the annotation of a GenBank genome assembly